AAAAAAAAAAAAAAAGGAUAAACAAAACGAGAUGUUUUUUAAUGAAAAUAUAUUAUUUGCAUUUAAAUGUUAUCGCUUAGUAAUAAUAAUAAUUAUAAUAUCACCUACAUCUAGCCUUAAUAAUGUAAUUCCAUGCUUGUGUUAAUUAUCCAUGCAAACCGACGCUGUGUCAUUUCCACGUUUUUGCUAGAAGCGCUUCGCCUAUAAACGUAUUUAAGAACUGAAGUUCUUAAAAUAUGUGCAUCACAGACGCGUGUGUGUGUGUGCACCGUGCAGGCUGUGCUGAACAGAAUUAACACUGAGGAGGAGCGCAGGGAGUUUGCAUGUAUUUAUAGUAGAACCCCAGCACCGUGGACCCGGGCGCCCGUGUGAUCUCCACGAUGCUCGCUCCGGCCACGCUCUUCUCCCUCAUCCUCCAGAGCGAAAUGAUCAAGCGCCCCAGCGGCCACGCCCACAGCCAGGAGCCGCGCCACAGCCACGCUGCGCCCGUUGCCACGGUGUCUGGAGUCCCCAUGGAAACGGUUGCCGCGGAGAGGGAGGAGGAGCUUGCUGCUGACCCGUCUGCAGGGGUUGCCGAGGAAACGGUGGUGGAGGAUGGGGUUACCAUGGACGCAGACAUGGAGGUGGGGGUGGGGGCAGAGGUGGAGCUGCAGGAAGGGGCCGACAGCGUGGCCCCUGAACUGUCUGUGGGGAAGGAGCUCUUCAGCCAAUCCAAGUGGGACCUGUCGAGCCUGUCUGAUGAUUCAAGCGAGGAAGAGGGCAAGGGGAAUGAGUUCCUCAGCCAGUCCAAGUGGGACCUGUCCAGCCUGUCUGCGGAUUCGAGCGAGGACGGGUGCAAGACAAGGGGCCCCAGAGCCAGCGGGGCGGGAGCCGGAGGGGGGAGGGUCUGCCGGGAGUGUGGCCGCUCCUUUCCCUCCUGGGAGGAGCUCUCCCUGCACUUCCGGGAUCACCAGCCGGAGAUGACCUGCAACAUCUGCAGGGUGGUCUUCCGCAGGGUCCCGUCGCUGAGACUGCACCUGUCCAACGCACACCGCGACGCCUCCCUGCGCUGCCACUGCGGACAGGCCUUCCCGGCGGUCUGGGACCUCAACCUGCACCUCGCCUCCCACUGCAGCCACCGGGAGCUCCAGUGUGAGCUCUGCCACAUGCCCUGCCCCUCCUACGCCAAGCUCAACCAGCACCGGCUGAUGCACGCGCCCCGCCCGCCCAGGUACCAGCCCGACAGGACCGCGACUCCCCCCACUGCGGGGGCCUCGCUGGCCGGCUCUCCUCAGGGAGGGUUUCCCAGCAGACCCGUCGAGACGCCAUCGCUGCCUCCGACGACGACGCAGGAGGAGGAGUGGGGGGACCACGCCUACGUUUACAAGAACAGGAAGAGGAACAACUUCGCCGUGGUGGUCCGGAGCGUCAACUCCGUGACUCUGCGGUUCCCGCGGGAUUCCGUGGCGGAGGAAAACCGGGAUAAGAAAAUCCACGUGGUGGUGGUGAGGAACGUGACGGGGAGGAAGACUGAGGGAAUCAAACAGGAAGAAGGGGGCGGGGACGGGGAUGGGAGACCCGCACAGGUUCAGGGUUACCGGGCGAUAGAACACCCUGCUGAAGAGGAGGAGGAGGAGGAGGAGGAUGUGAAACCGGACGUGUCCUCUCUGGUGCCGCCGCUCCCGGCUGCCCUCUCCAGUCCCGCGCUGCGUUCACAGGACGCUCUGAAAGAGGAGGAGAGCUCCUGCCCGCCCGCACUCCCGGACCCCGCGCUCGGGGACUCAGAGACAGAGAGCAUCGCGGAGUCGAACCCGGUCCUCCCCGAGAGCUCCAGCGACUCAGACAGCUUACCCCAGGGUGACUCGGAGUUCAACCCAGGGGAGGUCUCAGACGCGUCCAGCGAGGACUCCUCCUUCUCCAGCGGGAACUCCAGCGGCUCGUCCUACAGGCCCAGGAAGAGGCGUGGCUCCAGCGGCGUCGGGGGCGGGACCGGGCGAAACCAGCCGCGCUCCUUUCAGAAACCGCCGAGACCCAUUCGGCCCAACCCCAGCAGCACGACCGCUCCCCCUGCUGCCGACACGGCUUCACACACAGCGUCCCCGUCCAAGUGCCCGCACUGCGGCAUCGCCUACAGCAGCCCUUCUUUGAUGCUGCGCCACGCCCAGAGCUGCCCCGAGCGGCCGGUCACCGUGGCGUGCGAGCUCUGCUCCCUGACCUUCCCCAGCCAAAACAGUCUGAUCCAGCACAAGGCGCAGGGUCACCACUGUGUGCGCAUGUACGCCUGCCACCUCUGCAGGGAGGUCUUCCCGGACUUCGUCAUCUUCAGCCGGCACGAUUGCCCGUCCCUCAACUCGCCAUCCUCGUCUCGACAGCUACCAACGUCCGCUGCUGUCCAGGGCUCCAGCCCGGGGGCGGUCACGCACGAUGCUCGAGGCUCGCCAGCAGUGGCCCUCAUCAGCCCUCCUCCUCCUCCUCCUCCUCUGCAGUCUGCCAACACCGCACCCCAGCUUGUGCUUCAACCUCCCGCCCCCGACCCUAACGUGGCAACAGACGUAUAUCCGAUCAGCGGGACGCUUCUCAGUACAAAUGUCGCCUCCUCCAGUCCCUCACCGAAUCCUAAUCCUAGCCCCGAUCCCCACCCAGCUCCAAACCCGGAGCCUCUGAAGAUCCUGGGGCUCUACGUCAACCUGAGCAAGGAGUCGACCUCAGAAGCAGGCCCCCUCGCUCCCUCCACCCCCCCCGCCCCCCGACGCUGCCUGCCCCGGGGUGUGCUGUUUGAGUGCCGGCAGUGCGGCGCCAGCUCCCCCCAGCCCUCCCUGCCAGUGCGACACCGCUACCUGCACCGGGGCCCCCGGGCUCACCGCUGCCAGUGCGGCAAGGCGUUCACACGCAGCCUGCAUCUCCUCCGACAUCAGGUGUGCCACGCCGAGAACAGCCGCUACAUCUGCGGGCCCUGCGGGGCCACCUUCACAGGGGCCUCGCGCCUCGCUCGCCACAAGAAGAGGAAGAGGAGGAGGAGGAGGAACAGGAAGGGGACGAGACGGAGGGCGUGUCAGGACCCCUUCAGGUGCGUCUGCGGGCUGCCUUUUAAAAAGCCAGCCGCCUACCUCUGGCAUAAACUGAAGAAUUCGAAAUCCAGGGCUAAGAAGCCUUAAGUGGGCUGCCCUGGCUGGUUUUGUUUGUUUUUGUUGGGAUUCUUGUAUGGAGUAUUGUACAUAUGCAUAGUUUUUUGGGGUUUUUUUUGCAUUUUGUAAUAAAAUCUCAAGUGAAAGGUAAA
This is a messenger RNA of Acipenser ruthenus (sterlet), 3256 nucleotides long. RefSeq lists its product as uncharacterized. NCBI's taxonomy places the organism in Eukaryota, Metazoa, Chordata, Actinopteri, Acipenseriformes, Acipenseridae. The record is from RefSeq and is a predicted model, not a curated record. Bases 381 to 3134 code for a protein of 917 amino acids. Gene Ontology annotation, cellular component: nucleus. The transcript has 5 exons. Gene Ontology annotation, molecular function: RNA polymerase II cis-regulatory region sequence-specific DNA binding; DNA-binding transcription activator activity, RNA polymerase II-specific. Gene Ontology annotation, biological process: regulation of transcription by RNA polymerase II.